AAAAAUAAAGAUGGAAAAGAGCAGAGUGAAGCUAUAUCACCAUCGGAGGAAGAAGAAACUUUUUCUUGGCCUGGUCCCAAAACUGUCGUGCUAAGGAGGACAUCUCAGGGUUUUGGCUUCACCUUAAGACACUUCAUAGUUUACCCUCCGGAAUCUGCAGUUCAGUUUUCUUUUAAAGAUGAAGAGAAUGGGAAUAGACAAGGAAAACAAAGAAAUAGACUGGAGCCAAUGGAUACCAUAUUUGUUAAACAAGUUAAAGAGGGUGGACCUGCUUUUGAAGCUGGACUGUGCACAGGUGACAGAAUUAUAAAAGUCAAUGGAGAAAGUGUUAUUGGGAAGACAUAUUCUCAAGUCAUUGCUUUAAUACAAAACAGUGACAGCAUAUUGGAGCUUAGUGUUAUGCCAAAAGACGAGGACAUCCUUCAAUUGGCAUAUUCCCAAGAUGCCUACCUGAAAGGCAAUGAAGCCUACAGUGGUAAUGCCCACAACAUACCUGAACCACCACCAAUAUGUUAUCCACGCCUGACAUCCACAGCUUCUGUUAUGGCACAAGCUGGUGACAAGCUAUCUUCUGACUUCUCACUGGGGAAACAGCAAGUUAGUAGACCAGUACGGGCAUUGACACAACCAGAGAGGGCCUACAGAAUGGAAAUACAAGUGCCUCCAUCACCAACAGACAUUGCAAAAUCAAAUACAGCUGUGUGUGUUUGCAAUGAAACUGUAAGGACUGUUAUUGUGCCUUCUGAGAAGGCUGUAGAUUUGCCAUCUUGUAGAAAUAAUCAUGCUGGUCCAUCACACAGGACAGAGGAAGUAAGAUACAGCUUAAAAGAUCAAACCAGUCUAAAAGCACGGACCACAUCACCAUCUUCUUCAGUCUCCACUGCCGUUGUACUUCCCCAGACUCCAAUAACAAGGCCAGUCGAUCCAACUGGAACACUAAGUAAAUCUUCAAAUUAUGUAGUGUGUCCAGAAGGAAUCCCAAGCACUAGACCUCCCGCUCAAGCCACAGACUCGCCCUCAGUCUCUACUAAUCAUUACAGUUCUCCAACGUCCCAUCAGCAUAUAGACUGGAAGACUUACAAAACUUACAAAGAGUACAUUGAUAAUAGGCGCAUGCACAUGUAUGGCUCCCGAACAAUACAGGAAAGGUUAGAUAGUUUAAGAGCAGCUUCUCAGAAUACAACUGAUUAUAAUCAAGUGGUGCCAAAUCGCACUGCUUCGCAGGUACGGCGCAGGAGCACCUCUCACGACAGGGUUCCACAGUCUGUUCAGAUCCGGCAGAGAAGCGUAUCGCAGGAAAGGCUUGAAGAUCCCGUGUUGAUGAAAGAGUGGCCACGAAGUGCUUCGCAAGAUACUCUAACUUCACCUUCAGUUAAUGCUAGGAAUCACAGGGCUCGGUCAUGGGAUUAUCUCAGCAAACAGGGUGAAGUGCUAGAAAAUUUUCAUUCUGAGAAUCUGAUUGCAGAUACUAAUGGAGAUAGGAGAAAGACUUACAAGUGGACAGGGUUUACCGAACAAGAUGAUCGGCGAGGUAUUUAUGAGAGAUCUAGGCAGCAUGCAUUUCAUAUGUCCCUUCGAGGUCAAAAUUUUCCUAUGGCUCCGAGUGGUUAUAUUUCAGACAACAGGAGAACAGGUAGUAGAGCUUCUCUGCCUGGUUCUCAUUUUCAGAAAGUUCCACCAGAUAUAAAAAUGCUACAGCCUUCUCGAGACUUGCAAAGUCCUGGGGGAGUUUCAAAACCUGCAGCUGUUUCACAAGAGAGACUGUCUCUCACACCAGCCAGAAGUUCUAGAAGUAGCUCUUUGAAGAACUCUGCUCCCUAUGCAGCAAAACCAUCAUUUCCCGUUAACCAGGGCCUGGAUGCUAUUGCCACCAAAGACCAAAGAACAGUAAAUCACUUGCAUCAGAGUGGUCUGUUAAACCAACAGUCAAGGAUCAGAGCAGAAGGUGCCUCAGAUCACAAAACAGAAACUGGCAAAACCAUCCAACCCUCCUCUCUGUCUCCAGCUUCCGCCAAACUUGUUCAGCCAACAAGUGAGAGUUCAACUACCUCUGACAAUGUAGAUGGUUCCAGCAGACAAAAGAUUCAUGAUUUCGAAAGGGAAGAUGUCCAUGAGCCUGAAAUUCUGCAAACAGAUGUUCAGGAAAAUGACAAAGAUGCGGUGGUCAUGCGGGACAAAUCACCUUCUGGCCACCAAACUCCACAGCCUUUGAGGCAUCAGUCCUACAUUCUUGCUGUAAAUGACCAAGAGGCAGCCUCAGACACUACCUGUUGGUUACCUAACGAUGCUCGGAGGGAAGUCCACAUAAAAAGAAUAGAAGAAAGGAAAGCAUCAGGUUCCAGCCCACCUGGUGACUCCUUGGCUUCUAUUCCGUUUAUUGAUGAACCGACUAGUCCUAGUAUUGACCAUGAUAUUGCACACAUCGCUUCUGCUGUUCUUUCUGCAUCUGCUUCUCAAGCACCAGCUAUAACAACUGUUCCUCCCAGUCCCACAUCUCCAAUCCCUUUAAUUCGGCGACAGCUUUCACAUGAUCAUGAAUCCAUCCGGCCUAGUGUCCUGGAUAGCCAGCCUGCUGCAAAAACUGAGAGAUCAAAGUCAUAUGAUGAAGGACUGGAUGACUACAGAGAAGAGGGAAAAUCAUCCAUUAAGCAUGUAUCUAGUUUAAAGGGGAUUAAGGUCGCAGACAGCCAGAAAUCUUCAGAAGACUCAGGUUCCCGAAAAGAUUCUUCUUCAGAGGUCUUUGGUGAUGCCUCCAAGGAAGGUUGGCUUCAUUUUCGUCAGCUUGUUACGGACAAGGGAAAGCGAGUUGGUGGGAGCAUUCGGCCCUGGAAGCAGUUGUAUGUCGUUCUUCGAGGUCAUUCACUUUAUUUGUACAAGGAUAAAAAGGAACAAGUGACCCCGUCUGAAGAAGAACAACCUAUAAGCAUCAAUGCCUGUUUGAUAGACAUCUCAUACUGUGAAACCAAGAGGAAAAACGUGUUCAGACUCACCACAUCAGACUGCGAGUAUCUGUUUCAAGCCGAGGACAGAGAUAAUAUGUUAGCAUGGAUUAAAGCAAUACAAGACAAUAGCAACUUAAAUGAUGAGGAUACUGGUGUUACUAGUAGAGAUCUAAUUAGUCGAAGGAUUAAAGAAUACAGCACAAUGAUGAGUUCUUCAAGCAGCAAAACAGAGCCAUCUCCCAAAACACCUCGCCAGAGUCUAAGUAUCAGACAGACUCUGCUUGGAACUAAAGCAGAACAGAGGACCCAGAGUCCGCAUUCUCCUAAGGAUGAGUCUGAAAGGAAGCUUCUCACUAAAGAUGAGACAAGCCCACCAAAAGACAAGGGGACGUGGAGAAAAGGCAUUCCAAGCAUUAUGAGGAAGACAUUUGAAAAGAAGCCAUCUGCUGUAGGAACGUUUGGUGUUAGACUAGAUGACUGCCCCCCAGCUCAUACCAACAAAUAUAUUCCACUGAUUGUUGAUAUAUGCUGCAAACUGGUUGAAGAAAGAGGUCUUGAAUACACAGGUAUUUACAGAGUUCCUGGAAAUAAUGCUGCCAUCUCAAGUAUGCAAGAAGAGCUCAACAAAGGAAUGACUGACAUUGAUGUUCAUGAUGAUAAAUGGCGAGACUUGAAUGUGAUAAGCAGUUUGCUGAAAUCCUUCUUCAGAAAGCUCCCAGAACCACUUUUUACCAAUGACAAAUAUGCAGAUUUUAUAGAUGCCAAUAGAAAAGAAGAUCCUGUUGAACGUCUGAAAACACUGAAGAGACUGAUCCAUGAUUUACCUGAACAUCACUAUGAGACUCUCAAGUUUCUUUCUGCACACCUGAAGACAGUAGCAGAGAACUCAGAAAAGAACAAGAUGGAACCAAGAAACCUGGCAAUAGUAUUUGGUCCAACACUUGUGAGGACAUCUGACGAUAACAUGACACACAUGGUUACGCACAUGCCAGACCAAUAUAAAAUUGUAGAAACACUCAUCCAAAAACAUGACUGGUUUUUCACAGAAGAUGAUGCUGAAGAACCUCUUACAACAGUUCAGGAGGAAAACACUGUAGAAUCUCAGCCAGUGCCAAACAUAGAUCAUUUACUCACCAACAUUGGAAGAACGGGAGUAUCUCCUGGAGACGUAUCAGAUUCAGCUACUAGUGACUCAGCAAAAUCUAAGGGUUCUUGGGGUUCUGGAAGGGAUCAGUAUAGCAAGGAACUGCUUGUGUCCUCCAUUUUUGCAGCAGCUAGUCGCAAGCGGAAAAAAACAAAAGAGAAACCACAACCAAGCAGCUCGGAGGAUGAGUUGGAUAAUGUGUUUUUCAAGAAGGAGCUUGCGGAACAGUCUCGUGGUGACACAACAAAAGAGGACAUAGCUAAAGGGGAGUAUGAAAGAGAGAGAGACUUAGGGAGAAAACAGAGGAUGUUUGUCCUGAAGGAAAAAGAGAACAGCGUUAAAAAAGAUGUGAAUGUUGUAAAGGACGAAAAGAAGACAUUAAAGAAAGAAAGUACCGUGUCAGAAGAACCUUCACUGCCUUACCAUGAAAAAUGUACAAAAUCAUCGAAUCUCAGCUCUCUGCAAACCAUGCAGAAGAAUAACCCAAAAAUGCCUAGUUCACAAUCUUCUUCCCAGGUUGAGGAGACAGUGUCUGACUCUGGCACUAUGCUUAGCACUUCCUCCCAGGCUUCCCAGCACAGAUACUCGUGCAAAAAAGUAGCCAGCCCUGACAUGAAACACAAUGAGUUUUUAGCAGCUGAUGUCAGUUCCAUCACCUCGGAUUACUCAACUACUUCAUCUACUGUAUAUCUCACUGGUUUAGAUGCCAGUAUGCUGAGCCCUGAGGUGCAGUCGGUGACCGAAAGCAAGGGAGAAGAAGCUGAUGAUGAGAGGAGUGAAUUGAUCAGUGAAGGGCGUCCUGUGGAGACGGACAGCGAAAGUGACUUCCCUGUCUUUGCCACCAGUGCUGCUGCUGAAAGGCUGUCCAAGGGGAAGGUUUCAGAAGCGGUGAAGACCAGUCGGAGGAACUCUGAAGAAAGCGAAAUAAGUUGUACUGAGGGAAGUUCAACACCAAAGUUAGAGAGUCGCAGACUUUUUAGCUCACACAAACUUAUUGAAUGCGAUACGCUGUCUAGGAGAAAGUCUGCACGGCACAAAACGGACAGUGAGGGUUCAGGGGAUGCGAAGAGCGAGAAAGAUUUGCCUACUGUGACCAAAAUGUUUGACAUAAUGAAAAAAGGAAGAUCGACAAGCAGUUUAGCUACAUCAGCCAGAAGCGAGGCUGACAAACAAGAACCUACCUGGAGACUUAAAAUUACAGAUAGGUUAAAGCUGCGACUCAAAUCAUCUGCUGACGACAUGUUUGGAGUCGGGAAUCAAAAAGCUAACUCUGCAGAGACUGCAAAGAGAAAAAACAUCAGGCGAAGGCACACACUUGGAGGACAGAGGGAUUUCGCUGAAAUAAGUGUCCUGAAUGCUUGGAAAGCUCAAGAGCCAAGUCAAAGUCGAGAGAGGGAAUCUGAGCUUUCAGCUGUGAACCGCUUGAAGCCAAAAUGUCCAGCACAGGACCUCUCAAUCUCGGACUGGCUUGCACGGGAACGUUUACGCACUAGCACAACUGACCUUAAUACGGGUGAAACUGGAAAGCCCAGACUUGAGAACACUAGCUUAGCAGAUGUAUCAAAGGUGGAUCUGCCUUCAUCUGCGGAGAUGCAGGCAGAUGAAGGCAGUUCUUCCAGCAGCUUGACUUCAAUUAAUAGAACACCACCUUCGGGACCAUUUCAGGCACCAGACCAGGUAAAUGGUGAAAAUUAUCAGAAUAUGAACAAAACCAACUUCAGCCCAGCAGUUGAUGCCCAUCCUCAUAAACUGUCUGGGACCCAAGUGGUUAGAUCUCGAUUCUACCAGUAUCUUUGAAAUGGGGAGAUAUGUCCACUACAGCAAUUCAUUAACUUACUGUUACACUUCCCAGUAACUGUGUGUAUGUGUGUGUGUACAUAUAUAUAUAUAUUUUCCUGUACUGUUGUUGUUAUGCAGCCUUCAUUUGGGCUGGUUUCAU
Messenger RNA from Egretta garzetta (little egret), 6025 nucleotides. It is a transcript of the gene ARHGAP21, whose product is annotated as Rho GTPase activating protein 21. Gene Ontology annotation, biological process: signal transduction; Golgi localization. The record is from RefSeq and is a predicted model, not a curated record. Gene Ontology annotation, molecular function: protein binding. Lineage: Eukaryota; Metazoa; Chordata; Aves; Pelecaniformes; Ardeidae.